Clunio marinus is the source of this 1434-nucleotide messenger RNA. Lineage: Eukaryota; Metazoa; Arthropoda; Insecta; Diptera; Chironomidae. The record is from the annotation of a GenBank genome assembly.
AUGGUUAAACAUAAUAAAACAAUUGCAACAAUCUAUAAGCCUCCAGAUACUCCUCUAACAAAUUUUCUUCCAAAAUUUGAUUAUUUUCUGUCCAAUAUGAGUAACACAUUUCUUUUCGGAGAUUUUAAUGUCAACAUUUUUGAUUCUCAAAACAAUUCAGUUAAACAAUAUAUUGCAACAGUUGAAUCUAAUGGUUUUCUUUUGUUAAACUCAAAUCAACAUAAAAUGUUUACACGUCAAGAUAGAGUGCAUAAUUCAUAUUCUGCCAUUGAUCAUGUGAUUACGGAUGAUUUUCCUUCGCAUAACUUUCAUUUUCUUACAGACUCUAUUCUUAAUGUCGAUCACAAAGCUAUUAUUCUUAGGGUGUUUAAUCAGACUCAGGUCUCACACAAACGCAUGAAUAAACUGUUGACAUUUCACAACAUAAAUCACGAACGCAUAAUUUCUACACAAGCUUUGAGUGAAGUCGAUGAUAGUUCCUUUGAUGCGUUGAUAGAUGAUUUUGUUUGCGUACUUAAAUCAAAUACUGAUGUAACCAACGUUAGAGAGAAGUUUCGCAAGCCUUUUAUGAGCAUUGAUUUAUUAAAUCUAAUGAAAAUUCGAGAUAAUUAUCGUAAACUAUUUAAAAAAUAUAACACAGAAGAAAUGAGAAUUAGAUAUCAUUAUUACAAAAGAGCUGUUACAACGCAACUCAGAGAGGCGAAAAAAUCUUUUUUCACGGAAAAAAUCAGUGAAAAUAUAACCGAUCUAAGAAAAACAUGGAAGUAUUUAAAUAACAUUAUAUAUAAUCGUGAUACUCUAUCUAAUGAUUCAGAUGACGUUUCUUUAAUAACUCUUAAUGGAAAAAAUCUUACGAAUAAACACUCUAUAACUGAAGCAUUCAAUCGGCAUUUUGUUACAGUAGCAAGCAAUAUCAAAGCUUCGCUUCCCACUACUAAUUUCGAUCCUAUGUUUCAUGAUUUUGAUAUUUCUGAUGCGUUUAUCGACACAGCCACCUCUGAAGAUGAGAUUCUUACCAUAAUUGAUAAUAUGAGGAGAAAAUCGAUACCAUGUUUUGAUACCUUCAAUCUUAACAUUUAUUGUAGAAAUCACAAAAUUGAAAGAGUAAGUAAGUACAAGACUCUUGGUCUUGUGCUUGAUGACAAACUCAAUUUUGAUGAUCACGUCCAGGGUAUCUACAACAAAUGUCUUUCUAUGACUUUUGCUAUAAAAAGAACAAUUCAUUCGAUGAAUAUCCAACUUGCAUACCAGCUCUACUUCGCGCAUAUCUAUUCUCACCUAAUAUUUUUAAAUCCAUUAUGGAGUUCAUACUUACCUGUUGAGAAGAACAUGCUUUGUAAGUUGAAUUCACAAGCUAAGCUUAUACAAUUACAAUACAAUAAUAUCUACAAAUUUACGAUACAACAAACAGUCUCUGCUAUCGAUACCAGAUGA